Phycomyces blakesleeanus NRRL 1555(-) is the source of this 2289-nucleotide messenger RNA. RefSeq lists its product as hypothetical. The transcript is spliced from 13 exons. The record is from RefSeq and is a predicted model, not a curated record. Lineage: Eukaryota; Fungi; Mucoromycota; Mucoromycetes; Mucorales; Phycomycetaceae. Bases 1 to 2289 code for a protein of 762 amino acids.
AUGACAGAAGCAGAUACUACUCAACCACCCCCUGCUGUCAUUGACCAAACACAAAAACAUCAGGACGCUGAAGAACCUACAAAUGACAAUACAGAUCCAUCUCAUCCUUCACUUCUUUUGGCUACAGACGCACGUCAAAGAGGUCUCACAACCGGGGAACCAGCUAGUCUUGUUCCCCCAAUCUCAUCAUCGCCAAUUCCUACUUCAGGACAUGGUUCAUUCUCGGCAAAUGAUCUCGAAAGAAUGAAUGCCAAUGCAAUCUUUAUUAAGAAUGAAUUAAAAGCUGCCGGACCAACAAAUUUGACAUUAGAAGAACAAGAAGAACAAGAUAAACCUGUAAUCGAAGGUCUUCAAUUAUUACUUGACAAUCGAUUCAUGAGUGCCAAGGCUGCGUUCUCCAAGAAAGCAAACGUUGAUCCACUCCACGCUCUUGCCCUGAGUUCAAUGGCAUUCUUGAAAGCUGUAAUGACAUCCGCUGAACAUGAUCAGACUACUGCCCUGAAUGCACUCAAUAUCACCUAUGAUAUCGCAAAAACCCAACGUAGUUUUUACAAGACACCUCCGGCAAUGACAGGGUACAUUAGCAGAUACUACAAUUUUAUUGGAGGCUCAGAGGAGGACACUUCUGCAGAUAAUAAAUCCCAGGCAGCACAAAAACCAAAACCAAAACCAAAAACAUCAUCAAUACCACCAACAUCAACAUCAGAAACAGCUGCAGAAGAAGAGGAAAAGGAAGAGGAAGAAAAUGAGAAAGAUAAAGAAGCACCAGCAAAAGACACCACCACUUCACCAACCCAGACUGUUGCUACUAGUGAAGCCUUCCCACCGAAUGGACUUUUGCGUGCACAUGUAAUCGAAGCAGAAUGCUGCUUACAGAUUGCUAUCUUACAAUUGAUACAAGGAUCCAUUAUUGACUAUGUAAAGUGUGGAUUGAAUCUUCGAAGAGCUUACAGCAGCUAUGUUUUUGUCUGGGAAGAAUAUACAAAGAUGGGACCUGAGCACAGCAAAUAUAUGGAUGCCAACACAGUUUCGUGUGUUCAAUUUGGUGUGGGUGCUGUCCACCUUGUACUAGCUACUCUACCAGUCAAGGUAUUAAAGGCAGUAUCUGUUCUUGGCUGGAAGCCAGAUAAACAGCUAGGAUUCGGCCUUCUCAAUGCAUGUGCAGAGGGAAAUGGUGUACGGGCAUACAUGGCAACCAUGAUGCUUUUAUCAUAUUACACAACCGUCACUUCCUUUACUCCUCAAAUCCUUUCUAGUGUUUACACAAAAUCAGCCAUGGAGACAUUACUGGAAGCUCAACGCGGACAUCCUAACUCUGCACUUUAUCUCUUCUUUUCUGGCUCUGUUGCUCGCCUCGCUAUCGAUCUUCCUCUGUCAACAAAAUCAUACCUCUAUGCCUCUGACAUGGGAAAAGGCGACUGGGCCGAACUUGCAUUCACAAAUACGUCUAGAUAUGAAGUUGCACUCAACCAUUUGAUUACCGGAAACUGGGACCAUGCUGCGACUGCAUUUGGAUAUCUGUCUAAACACCACUACUGGUCUGCAGCGUUUUGCAAAUACGCCGAAGGAGCGUGUCUGGAGAUGAACGGAAAACGCACAGAGGCAAUUCUCACAUUUGCUGAUGUCGAGGCCCUGGUAGACAAAAAGAAGGGUAGUAGCCGCAUGGAAUACAUGGACGCAUACACACUACGAAAGAUCGCGACGCUCCAAGAAAGCGGCUACCAAGACAUGGGCAUGUAUUGUCCGAUACUAGAGUUUAUGUUCAUCUGGAACCUUUUUCACUUUAUGGACCACAAUCUAUUGAAAGAGUGCAUAUCUCGUGUUGAUGACGCUCUGGAAUUUAUUCAACUAAAAGAAGAACAGGCCUACCAAGAACGCAUGAUUGAGCUGGCACCAGAUACAGAUUUGCCUGAUUAUUUCGAUGAACGUGCGAUUUUGCUACUCAUCAAAGCUUCAAUUAAGAAUGUGCUUGGCCAGACAAGUGAUAUUGCUGGACAUUUGAAUUGGAUUAUUGAUCACAGGGAGAGCUUUGGAUCAGAGUCGUGGGUAGUACCUUAUGCAUUCUGGGAGUCGGGUGUUUCCUGCUGGAACCUUGAUGAUAAGCCUCGUGCUCGCCGAGUGUGGGAAAUGGCACUGACUUGUUCAAAAUACGAUUUCGAAUAUCGUCUUUCUGUGCGUCUUGGUCUUGCUUUGACAAGAGCAGAAGAACUUGGGUUUACGACUCCAAUUCCUGAACCUGAAAAAAAUAAACGGUCAAAAAUCCAGACUAAAACGUUCAAACGACUUUGA